AUGUUUGGUUUAGGCCAAGGAAUUGCUUAUGUAGUUGCUGUUUCUUGUGUUAUAAAUUGGGCGCCUAAAAUGGUUGGGCUUGGUUCUGGUAUUGUUGCGGCCGGUUUUGGGAUUUCCUCUUCCAUUUUUGCUCCGAUUCAGACAAGAAUUAUAAAUCCACACAAUGUCGCCCCAACAAGUGAUGGAUAUUUUAAUGAUCCUGAACUUUUGAGCAGAGUUCCAGGAAUUUUUACAACUUUAAGUAUUGUCUUUUUUAUAAUGCAAUGUAUUGGGCUUGUUUUUAUUUGUGAUCCACCAACAGAAUUUGCUCGCCGUUUUCUCGUUCAUGAUUGUACUUCCUUAAUUGACAUGGCUUGGCUUUCAAAACGCCGAUCACAUUGGCUAGCAUCAAAUGGCCCUCCACUUCUUUCAAGUGGCUGGGCACAGGCAAAGCUGGGAUUGACUCGAGUAGAACAAUUUGGACGGUAUCAGUAUUCAAAAUUAACAGCAGAUGACUCUGAUGAGCAAAAAAAUAUUGUCCCAGAUAAAUUAACGGAGCUUGAACAUUCUCUUAAAGAGGAGGGAAACUUAACAAAUUCGUUUCCUACACCUCCCAAUGAAUCAGCUGAUUCCGAAGAAUUAGAAAUUGAAAAACAAGGUCUUCCCAUUUCUUUUGAUCCUUAUCAAAUGCUACAAUCCUCAACAUUUGUUUUUCUUUUUAUUUCUCUUUUUUGUUGUUCUUUUUAUGGAAAUUUCUUUUAUAAUCUAUACAAAACAUUCGGCGAAACUUUUAUUGACGAUGACUUUUUCUUAGCAAUGGCUUUUAGUCUCGGUUCCAUUGCAAAUGCCAUAGCAAGGGUUGGUUGGGGAUUACUUACUGACCGAACAAGUUUUCAGACAUCCCUUUGUAUGGCAACAUCGUUGGCAACAGUUCUUUUACUUACAAUGCCCCUUACAGCACUUGCAGGGCGUUAUGUUUAUCUUUUAUGGUUAAUUUUAAUGUUUGUUUGUUUGGCAGCAACUCAUGCCCUUUUUAUCACAGCAAUCGUUCGUUGUUUUGGUUCCCAACAUAAAAUUAUUAAUUAUGGGUUUUUAAUUCUUUCGACGACUCUCAGCGGCAUUGUACUUGCUAUUGGAAGUGAGUACUUUCUGCAUUCAAUUGGAUAUAAUUGGGCUUUCAUUCUCACAGCUUGUUUUCCAUUUAUUGCUUUCCUUCUGACAUCCGCUAUUCGAAUUACUCCACAAGGCCAUUUGAUUGUCUCGAAAUAAAUAUAACAAAAAAUUUCAAGUCUUAUUUUUCUAAACCCCUUUCUAGCCAUGUUUUUUCUUUGCCCUGUGAUGUUUUUGUGAUAAUCUUUUAAGCUAUAUUUAUAUCUCAAUUUAUUGCUUCUGCAUAUUAUAUGUGUAUUAUUUUAUG
Molecule: messenger RNA, 1396 nt
Organism: Meloidogyne enterolobii
Lineage: Eukaryota; Metazoa; Nematoda; Chromadorea; Rhabditida; Meloidogynidae
Source: the annotation of a GenBank genome assembly